CUCGCUUGGCGGGACCGGGCCUGGAGGGACGUCUUGUGUCGGUCCUUCCCGGCCUCUGGCGCAGGCUGCCGCCGCCACAGGCCGGGGCACUCGGGUGUAGCUGCUACUGAAGCAAAGAUUUAAAGGAGUCCUGAUGACAACGAAAGAAAACUUUUCUGCGGCAGCAGGAUCUAUAGUCGUCCCUUUGGGGCAUGUGAUUGGAAAUGAGAAGUGGAGAGGGUCAGAGAUAGCCCAAAAGCUACAAGGGAAAGUCAGACUCAUCUUUGAAGACGGCUUAGGACUUGUGGAUUUUCAUCUUUCAAACAGAACUUGUAUUUUAUAUAUUUCUGAAGCAGAUUUGGUUGCAGGAGAUGAAUUCAAACGACGAUUGGUUCGCUUUAGAAAUACCAGCAGUCUUGGGGGAAUUGUAAUUGUGGAGAGGACCCAAAUAAGUGACCAGUACUUCUCAGCAGUACAAAAGCUUGUGGUGCUGGAGCUGGGAAUGGUGCUGCUUCCUGUGGCAAAUCAAGGAGAAGCUUCUCAACUUAUUACUCAGCUGGUCCGUGAACAGAGCAAGGAACACAGCAGUAACCCCUUUCUCCGUAAACAGAGUUCUCAGCUCGCCGAGCCAGCAGUGUUUCGGACUGUGCAACAAAUCCCAGGAGUUGGGAAAACAAAAGCUCUGCUUUUACUGCAACAGUUUGGAAGCAUCCACCGGAUUUGUAACGCAUCCAUCGAAGAGCUUGAGCCAGUAGUUGGACAAGCGGUAGCACAACAAAUUCACAGUUUUUUAUGUUCCUGAUAUGCAUGUGUAGUGCUGGCUUGGAAGACAAACACUCCUUGUUUGUUUCUUCUGAAUUGCACAUAUAUAUUUUUUAAAUAAUCGCAUGUGAUAGUAAUCUCUCUAAUCCUGGUAGCAGCUGGCGGGUGGGCUAAUUGGUUAGGCAUUGCUCUGCUGCUGUUUCUUCACAGCUGUUCUGCUCAGGUAGACUCAGCUGUGAAAAUUUCCUUGGAAAAAGAGCUCUGAAAUCUUUUACAUCUGUACUGUACAAAAAAAAAGAAAACUGAGAGAGUUUCUCCUCUUCAGCAUCCAAGAAAAAACAGAAAAGCAAUUUGCCUGCUUACUUUUGUCUUCCAGAAAUCAACUUUGUAAGUGGUUGGUGUUGUCCUCUCAGUAACUGGAAAUGAGAGUUACAGUGCUUUAAAAAAAAAAAUAAUUAUAUGCCGCAAAGAAAGUAAUAUGGGAAGCUCUGAUCAAAAUUCAUAAUUCAACAUUUUCUUCCAGUAUUAAUCUUUCAGAUUUAUUUUUAAAGAAGAGGAUUGGUUUUAAAUUAUACUCUUAUCUGAUUUAGUAAAGGCAAAGUUGCUUUUUGCCUUCUGCACCCGUUGUGGAGGUGUUUAAAAAGCUGCUUCUAUACUACUUGGGGUUUGGAUCCCUGCAGGAAGGCAGUGAAGCUGCAUUUUCAACUCCCUUUCAUAAACUAAAGAGAAGUGAAUAGUGGAACCUUGGCAGCUCUGCAGCCAGUCUCACCCACUAGUUAGUGUGGACAUCAUACAGACCUGUUGCUUGUAUUGAUUUCUGACUUGUGAUUAAAGUACAUUUGUUUGUGGCCAUAAAUAUUUAAUUUACUUUGUGAAAACGAGCAGAACUUCCAGAACAACAUACUGUAGUCUUACUGCCAGGGAAUGCUUAAGCUUCUUUAUAAAUGUUUAGAUUUUACUCUCUCUUGCUGACUUUGACACUUUGCUAUGGUGUCUGGAUUUCACAUCUAAAGGUAUGUGGCUAUUAAUACUGCCAGGCAAAUGCGUUUUGGCUACUUCAAAUGGCCAUCUGUUCGUUAAAUACAGUAGUACCAAUUAGUACUAAUGGAGUUACAGGCUGAACUACUAAUCUAUUGCAAACCUUUAUUUUCGGGGGUUUAUAGUUGCCCUAUACAUCCUUGAGGAUAGAAGCUUGUUAGAAAUAUUCCUGUGGGCUGAGCAGGAGGGUAACAGGCUGUGAAAUUGGUAUCUGCCCCAAAUUAGCUGUUGGUACCACUCACUGCAGAAUGAGUCUUUGUCUGCUGACAGAAAAUAGUAUGUGCAUAUCUGUACGACAGUUGAAGCCCAAAUUUUGACUUGGAGGGGCUGGUAAAUAAAGAAAACGCCAACCCUUCCUAAAGAUUGAGUGAGUGAAAUAAAUGAUAGGAAGUGAAAGGCAAUCGUGCAGCUUGUGGGGGAAGACUACCAUAGGGGGCUAAGAGAAAUGAGGAUUGGAAGGGCAAUCCAUGGGACUUCACUAAAGCUUUCAUUAGCUGGAUAGUAACUUUAGUCAUACAUGCAAAGUAAAUCUUAUGGAAUAUUGUGUGGCAGGGUCUUGUGCCUUCACUGCUGCUGCUUGGCUGUGGAAAAGAAGCGCUACUGCAAAUGCACAUGAAAAAUAACUACUUAGGAUAGGUGAGUCACAAGUAAUUUACAACAGUUUUCAAUGUAACCUUUGUAGAGAAACUCUUAAGGAAAUGUUAACACCCUUGAUAAGGAAGUAAGUUUUUGACUGUAAUUUCUAAGUCCCUGUAUGAUACAAUAUAAACUUCUAAGCCAGUUUCUUAGAUCUUUGUAAAGGGCACUACAGACACAUGCAACAGGCCUGCCAGCAGUAGAGAGUGAAGACCUCUAAAUGGUGCUGGAUUACCCAAACUGGCGCAGACACAAAAAGCUACUACUAAAUGGCAGCAUCUGAUUUUUAUUCUUAAAUAAGUGUCAUCAACAUAUUUACACCUAUUACACAAGAAACUAAAAAUAAACGAGAACUUUAACAUUUAUACCCAGACACAAACUUCCCCCUUAAGUUUUGAGUAUCAAACAGCAUUUAUCUACUCUGUAGACAGCAAUGUUAACUAACACCACAGUGUUAGCAAUCCUCAAUUUCAGUGUUGGAAAAGAGUAUCUAAGAAAUGUUCACACAGUUCUCUGUCCUUACCACAUACAGCCAAUACUUGCUCAUUAAUUGUUCCAAGGGGGGAGGAGAUGGACUUUAUAUCCAUUUGGUUUUUAUUUAUUUAUUUUUUUUAAAUUGGUAUGAUAGUAAAUAACUGUUCUGCCACUUAAACUCCCAAAUGCUUCUUUUCUUAUAUUUUAAAGCAUCACCACAGUUUGAUCUCUUAUCAAUAUACUGGAACAUGUCAGGUUUGACAUCAGUUCCACAGCUACCAAUUUUAUCAAGACCAAUGAGAUACAAUUCUUAUGGUAAGUAGGUUAAGUAACUUAAAGUUUGGAAUAAAGGCUGUUUUUAACAACUGAAUCAGCAAGCAUUUAAAAUGUAACCUAGAUCAGAAAAGGAGCAGAGUGGAAGUCUUUUGUAGUUCAAAAGAUCUUUUGACUUCUAAGCCUUCUAAUUCUCUUCCAGAAUUAAAUUAACUAUUCAGUAGAAUGCACCUCAUACUCUCAGAAAGAGGUCUGUGUGUAAAAAACACCACUACGUGACACCGCUCCUUGGCACAAGGUCUGUUUCUCUGAAUAAUGUUAUUCUCUCACUUGUGGUUUAAGAUAAUUCCUUAGAGUAGUGUUAAGUCAUUUAUUAUUGACUCUCAACCUUUACAGCAAAAUCAUCCUUUAAUGUGUCCCCUAUUGUUUUGCACGCAGUAUCAAGUUUGUAAUAAAUAAAUCCCAUCUAUCACAGAUAUAAAAAUGUUAGUUGUGAUACAGUAUUUUGAAAUUCCAAAGGAAUCCAGUCCUCAUGUAAGCAAUCUUAUCUACAACUUUUUAUUGCUUGCCUCCCAAAUGCAACUUCAUUCUAUCCUUCCCAGGUCUGCAGGUUUUGCCAGCCCCUGACCUUCCACCGUGGGGUGACAAUGCAUCGUAAGUGAAAUCAAUGGUAUUUAUCUGAAUUUAUACACACGUGUACAUGAAGAUAAAAUCGAUCAAUAUGUUUUUAAAUACAUUUUAAAGAAACAUGUCAUGUUAACAGAUCCUUCUGAAAGAUUCAGUACAAUGAACUUUCCGUAUUCAGAAGCGUGAAG
Molecule: messenger RNA, 3977 nt
Organism: Cuculus canorus (common cuckoo)
Lineage: Eukaryota; Metazoa; Chordata; Aves; Cuculiformes; Cuculidae
Gene: FAAP24
Product: FA core complex associated protein 24
Exons: 5
Coding region: 134-781 (215 amino acids)
Biological process (GO): interstrand cross-link repair
Cellular component (GO): Fanconi anaemia nuclear complex
Molecular function (GO): chromatin binding
Source: RefSeq, a predicted model, not a curated record